Messenger RNA from Cadophora gregata, 2088 nucleotides. RefSeq lists its product as uncharacterized. Gene Ontology annotation, molecular function: pyridoxal phosphate binding; molybdenum ion binding; oxidoreductase activity. The coding region runs from base 261 to 1760 and encodes 499 amino acids. The record is from RefSeq and is a predicted model, not a curated record. The transcript is spliced from 2 exons. NCBI's taxonomy places the organism in Eukaryota, Fungi, Ascomycota, Leotiomycetes, Helotiales, Ploettnerulaceae.
GUCGUGAAUUUCUUUCAAUGCUUGACUAAUAAAAUGCCUUUGUUUGAUACAGAGAAACAGAGUGAUAGAACAGAGCGUGGUGCUUCGACGAGCUUGCUUAUCAUCACAUACUCCGUACACAACGGCUUCUCGUGCUUCUGACUCUAAGCAAUGACACCAGGCGGCAGCCUACAACUAGCCCUGGUCAGCCUUAUCAAUUUUUCUUGCCAGAACAAAAUCUCCAUCGUGCGCGAAAAAUCUUACAGGCCCUACCAAGCAAGAUGAACGCCCAAACAGAAGUGGGGUUCAACCAGAAUCCACCACCUCAACAUGUCGAUACACUGCUACAUGUUCGCGUUGGCAAAGUCAAGCCUGUUUUUACAAUUUCCGAAAACUCAGCAAUAUUCAAAACGGCGCUCAUGUCACCUGUCAUGGUUAGAAAAUUAGGCUGUGACGGUGACGAGCAAGCCUACAAAUCUCACGGCGGUCCCGAUAAAGCUCUGAUGCAGUACGCCUCCCAGCACUAUGCUAUUUGGAAAGAAGAAAUUCCAGAGAAUGCACAUCUGUUCACCAUUGGAGGCUUUGGUGAGAAUCUGGUCACUUCGAAGAUGAGCGAGACUACGGUAUGCAUUGGCGAUAUUUAUCGGUUGGGGAAAGAGUUGUUGAUACAAGUCAGUGAGCCGAGGGCGCCGUGCUACAAGCUCAAUCAUCGGUUCGAGCUCAGGGAUAUGAGUUUGCGAAGUCAGAAUCUCAAUCGUACGGGGUGGUACUAUCGGGUUCUGCAGGAAGGGAUGCUGGAAGCUGGCGAUGAGAUCUUCCUCAUUGAGAGAAAACAUCCGCAGUGGACAAUCGCCAAUGUGCAGAAUUUCCUGUACAAGGACAUCGAAAAUGAGAAAGCUAUGAGAGAGUUAUCUUCUCUUUCAGGACUCGGCUUGGAAACCAGGACUAUAUUCUUGAACCGACUAACGAAGAACUUGUUCAAAGACGAUUCUGGAAGACUGAGAGGUGGAGAAGGCGAAGCUUUGCAGUGGACUCCUUACAGGCUUGUCGAGAAGCGAAAAGAGACGCCGAGAAUCUUAUCUUUCGUAUUUGAAUCAACGAUCCUGUCUGAUCUUGUCAUUGAUGUAAAGCCUGGUUCCCAUAUCCGAGUCAAGCUAGGCAAGGAUGGGAAGUUGGUGAGGGCGUACUCUGUUGUGAGAGGAGACAGCAACCGGUUUGAGCUGGGUGUUGCAUUUGAGAAGGAUAUGUCAAGAGGUGGCUCACAGUAUCUGCACGAGAAUGUUAAUGUUGGCUAUGGGCUUCAAUUCAGUGUCAUAAAGUACGACUUCCCGCUUGAUGAGGAGGCUGAUUCUCAUAUUCUGGUUGCUGGUGGUAUUGGCAUUACAGCGUUCAUUGAAAGCGCCAGAUAUCCUCAGGAGAAGAAGUUGGCGUAUCAUUUGUACUACGCGAUCAGAUCUUUGGAAGAUCUUGCUUUCAGACGCUACCUGGAACCGCUAUCUCCCAAUCUCACCAUUCUCGAUGGAUCGGAAUGUCAACGUCUCGACAUCCCUGGAAUUAUUGAGCGAGCCAAACCUGGCACCCACAUCUAUACCUGUGGCCCUGACCGACUCAUGUCAUCCAUCACUUCAACUGUACAAAAGAUGAACUUCCCCUUGGCAAACAUCCACUUCGAAACCUUCACCACAUCAACCUCAGGCGAUCCUUUCGAAGCCGAGUUGAUUUCGUCUGGGAGGGUUUUGGAAGUCAAGGAAGAACAGACACUAAUGGAUGUUCUCAGAUAAUCUGGAUUGGAAAUCGGCAGUAGCUGUGAGGUGGGAAACUGUGGGACCUGCAAGGUGACGGUUUGUAACGGGAAGGUGGAGCAUAGGGGAACGGGUUUGAUAGAGAGUGAGAAGGCUGGCUCGAUGUUGAGUUGUGUCUCCAGAGGUAUCGGGAGGAUCGUUACAGAUUUCUGAGAAUAGCCUGGUAUAUUAACAGUGAAUAUAUCAAGCGUGGUCUCUUGAUUGUGUAGAUCGACCCAUUUGGCGAUGUACACCUCCCUAGAGUAGAUUGGGUUAGAGUUGUUACCCAGAAGUUUUCGCAGUUACAAGAUAAUACACUAGCUCUGCC